UCCCUUGCCCUUCGCACUUCACCACCAUCGUCCCCUACAGUCGUAGCACACUUACUGCUUAAGAUAUCCUAAAACCUGUUUUCUUAUCAUGGCGCCGAACUCUCUUCGUUCCUGGUGGCGUUCGCUGCGGCGUUCUCAACCUCCGAGUGGCAAUGCUGGUAUAUUACUCCCCACUGAAGCCACACAUUCAGUUUCCCCGCAUGCAGUCGUCCCUACGCCGGCUUCAGACUAUCGCUUAGAUCCUACAGAGGCUAAAAUGCAGAUUGAUCGCAUCCCUCGUUUUCGCAUUCUUGUCAUGGGCAGAGCAAAUGCGGGUAAAACAACUAUUUUACAGCGGGUCUGUAACACUACGGAUCAGCCUGAGAUCUUCGAUGGAAACGGAGUGAAGGUAUGUGCGUGCGCUAUGGGCUUCAUGUUUGUCAACCUGUCAUUCUGCCAGGUUAAUUCUGGGGUGGUGCAGGGUUCACUAUCGCGUGGUGUCCAUACCAUUGAGGAUGAGCUGGUGUUUCAAAGUAACCAACAGUUUGUGUUCCAUGACUCGUGCGGAUUCGAGGCAGGGGAGGAGGCAGAGUUUGAUAAGAUGAAGAAAUUUGUCACAGAACAUGCCAAGGCCACCAAACUGGAGCAGAGAAUACAUGCGAUUUGGUAUUGCAUUCCUUUGAAUGAAAGGCAUAGGAUGGUCACAGCUGCUGAAAUGAAGUUCUUUAAUGAGUGUGAUUCAGGGCAUGUUCCUGUGAUUGUGCUACUAACAAAGGCAGACACUUUGAGUCUUGAUGCAUUUCAGGAGCUUAAGAAAAAGGGGUCAACUGUAGAUGAUGCAAGGAAAAGGGCUCCAGAAGUAGGAAAGGAGGUACAAAAGUGCUGCCUGGACAAGGUCAAGGAUUGGCUGGAUAAACUGGCAGUUUCCACCUCAAAACUACCUGGUGCUUACCAGUAUGCAACAGAAGGGUGCAGAUUGUGAAAGAGCUGUUGAAAUGCACAGCAAGUGCAUUGACAGA
Pisolithus orientalis is the source of this 998-nucleotide messenger RNA. RefSeq lists its product as uncharacterized. The transcript has 5 exons. Lineage: Eukaryota; Fungi; Basidiomycota; Agaricomycetes; Boletales; Pisolithaceae. The record is from RefSeq and is a predicted model, not a curated record. The coding region runs from base 89 to 961 and encodes 290 amino acids.